Molecule: messenger RNA, 2358 nt
Organism: Thlaspi arvense
Lineage: Eukaryota; Viridiplantae; Streptophyta; Magnoliopsida; Brassicales; Brassicaceae
Source: the annotation of a GenBank genome assembly
UAAAAAUCAUUUAUUCCCCCACCGUUUUUUAAACUUCAUGGGACUCCACCAUCAUAACAUUCACACCCAAAGACGUGAACCCCACGCAACACAACCUAAACCUCUCCAAUCUUAGUUAUACUCACCCAAACAAAACAAAAAUCCCAAAGAGGAUCACCACACCACAACAACAACAACAACAAAAAUAAAGAUUCAAGACAAUGAGAGUGAGAACAACUUUGAUUAACUUCAAAUCAAAGCUUUCUAAAUCAUGCAACAGAUUCGUCUCUCUCUUCCGCUUCAGAGUUAAAAGACCUGUCUUUAUUAGACCUCUUCGUCGUGCUCGUCAUGGCAAUGUCAAACCUAGACAACAUAAUCAUCAUCCCAAGAAGCCAAUCUGUUCUUCCUCUUUGCUGUCUUGUCUCUGUUUCCUCAGUACUAAUAAAGACCAGGAGAUGAGCGAGACCACACCUAGAAGUUCCUCUUUUAGUGUGAAGGAUGAUGAUUCUUUGAAGUUUAUGCAUUCGCCUCUUACACCAGCAGCAGCCAAGAAGCUGUUCACUUCACCAAUCACGACGCCUGUUUACACAGGGAGGACCAAGAAAUCGCUGAGCUCAAGAGAUACAUUCGAAGACAAUGCUGUGGAAGAUGCUUGCAGAAGCUUUGAGAACUAUCUGAUAUAUCUGAUUGUUGAAGAAGGGAAAAUGGAAGACGUAAUGGACAUAGAGGAGCUUCUCUUCUGUUGGAAGAAUCUUAAGAGCCCUGUCUUCAUUGAACUUGUCUCCAGAUUCUAUGGAGAGCUCUGCAGAGACCUGUUUACAGGUGAAUGAACAGAUUACAAAAAAUGAUCAAAUCAAAAAAAAAGUUUUUAUCUUUCUUUUUCAACAAACAAUUGGCAAUCAUUGAACACACCAUCUUAAGAAUUUUUAAGUUCAAAGUGGAAACUGCAAAUGUGUGAAGAGUAUAAAGAUUGUAUUUUUUUCUGGGUUUUACAUAAAGAAGAAACUUGGAUUUAUUAACUAUAGACCAAAAACUUGAAUGUGAACAAAGAUACAAUACUUGGAGACAAGUGAUUUUCUUUACCUACAAAACUUUAAGAAAAGCAGAGACCUUUACCUGAAACUUUCUUUUAGUUUACGAAAGAUAAACCUGAGAUUUAAUCACUGAAUCUCCAAUCUUAAAACCAGGCAUUGUGAUGAACUCAACACUUAAGUCGCCUUGUCUUUCUCCUUUUUCAUCAACCACUACAGAUUCCAUGUAGACUCCUGAGAACUUGGUUCCUCUUCUGACCACAAAGAUCUCUCCUUUUAGAUCCAAAGAAGCUGCAAACGAUCCAAGAAUCCAUACCCACUUUGCCAUUUUCGCAAAGAUUCUAUAAAACAUCGUUCUUGGAUGCUUACCGAGCAAAACUAGACCUCUCAUAUCCAAAUUCCCAAAGAAGGAAGCCUCCAUUGAAGGAUGAACAACUAAAAGAUACUUCUCACCGCAGAAUCUUGAGAACGCAGAAUCUGGAAACGCUGUUAACGCGUCCAAUACAUCAUCGAAACUCAUUAGCUCCGUCACAUCACAAGGAUUAAGCUUCAUCCCGUGAAACAUCCUUCGAACAAUGUAUGACUCAAAAGCAAACUUCUUAUCUGAGUUUUUAGCAAAUCUUACAUUUCCAACAAUAGAUUCCACUGCUUUGUCCAAAUUCCAAUCUGUAGCUUUCAUCAGAGUGAUUAAUGGCUUCGCAAAGUCGUGGAUGGACUUGGAAGCAGCUCGAAACGCGAAUUCAAAAGAAGAAACACUCACAAUCCUCUCCUCGAGUUUCCUAUUCUCUGCAACCAAACAGUCUAGUUUCUCCUUCAGAGAGUGAAUCUCACUCUCCUUUGCUUUCACUUCCGCCUUGAGUUUCCCCAAAUGCUUCUCAUUCACUUUGAUCUCAUCUCUCAGUCGAUCCAAACAAGAAGCAGCAUCAAGCUCGGUCUUGGCCUGGAGCUGCUUCGUUUUGAGGUAGAGACGCUUGAUUCUUUGCAAGGCUUCGAACUGAGAGACGACGUGGUUGUCUGCUUCUAUGAUCUUGUCUGGAGCAUAAGGCAAAUGAGCUUGUUGAAACUCAAGAUAAGCGAGCUUAAGCGCCGAAACAACGUCGAACAGCUUCGCAAUCUCAUCAUCAUCCCAACGGAAAUUUCGAAUCUUUCUCGAGGGUUUGUAACUGAUAUCCUCCAAGAUUUCUACUUCAUCACAAGUUUCGUUCGAAUUCGGCUUCUGGUCAAGGAACACACCAAUGGAUCUAAAUUUGCAGACUUUAGCGAACCUGGAGAUGAUCUCCGACAGAUUCGAGGGACUCGAUGAUUUAACGGCGGCAUUCUCCAUGAAUCCAAAUAGAAAUCCUAAUCU